AUGAGAGUCAACUGCUUUAAUGACGAAACGGUCGAUGCACGUGUUCAAUGUACUGUGGAAAAUAUGGGUAUUCGUGUUUUACGCAAGUGUCACUUGGCGGCUUGGCAUCAGAUAGGCAGUCGCGUGGAGUCUCUGGACUUCAUGGCACCUUUGAUAUCUAUCUCUUUGAGAUGUUUCGCUCUUUUUUACUAUGGGCUACGUGCCAUCAAUUUAUAUGCAUUUAAAGCGAUAAACGAAAGCGGUUUAGUCUACGACGGUGGUUUGGUGGUGAGUCCCACGUUCGAGACCAAUGAUCCAAAUAUAUUCGGAGCCGGGACUUGCGUGAGGUAUUCCCGGCGAUUGUACGCAGGCCGGAGCAUGCACCGCGAUCAUUAUUCUGAGGAUAUUGGAGAAGCGUUGGCAAGACUCUUUUUGCACAAAAUGGAUCCGUUCAUGAUGGGAGACCCUGAACUGGCAGAGGUACCAUCGGACCUGUUACCCAGAUACAGUUCUUGUGGCUUAGGGUUUAAGAGCACGUUGUCAGCAACGACCAGCCUCUCCAGAAUGUCAAUGACUUCACAGUUCAGGAAAUGGCAACCGGUGAUGAAAUUUGAAUCCCCUAUCACUCAGUUUGCGAUCUUACCUGGUCCAUUAUAUUAUUUGAAGUUACGGAAGCCUGGCAAAGAGAUUCCUAUGGCUAUCCAGCAAUGCUUACCUCGACAGGGUCAUACUCUAACGACGGAUAAGGACGACAAUUACUUCCGUCUGCACCUAAAUGUGCUGCAUGUGGUGGACGCCGUCACUUGUCUCUCGCACAAUCCCUUCUCUCCGGAGAUACUGCAGCAGUUGUACGGCAAACAUGAGGCGUUCUUCAAUAAACUAUAUACGAGAUUCCAGAAUAAAGAAAUUACCGAUUUCUACGAAUUCUUCACUCAACCGUGGAUGUCUACGUUGUACCAGGAAUCGUUUAGAGAUCUCGUCGAUGACAUUAAUGAACAAGAUAUUGGGACGAUACAAGAGCUACUGAAAUCAAAGUUCGCCAUGUAUGACGCGGAGUUGGAUCAAUUGCAAUCAACAUUAUUGGAAGCUCACAAUUCUAUUUCUUCCAUAUCUUCUACUGGCACUUUUACUAUGGAGGCUCGCAAAGUGGGCACAUUCCGUUCUGUGAUCGAUAAGUUUGUCGCUAAGACCGCCUUUGAAGAGGGUAGCACUACGGGGAUGUCUUUACCAUCGGAAUGUGGUCAGAGCAAGCAGGUACGCCAGGAAGCAUCGAAUUUCUGGAAGAAGGUCGGCGGAGAACGCAUAGUGAUGGCGCAUGUCACACGUUACCUCGACAAGUAUUCUGUUACUAACCCACACUUCGCCACACCGAAGCCACAAAACACAUGA
This is a messenger RNA of Spodoptera littoralis (African cotton leafworm), 1368 nucleotides long. The record is from the annotation of a GenBank genome assembly. Lineage: Eukaryota; Metazoa; Arthropoda; Insecta; Lepidoptera; Noctuidae.